AUGUUGAAGGCGUUGGGCUCCCUGGCGGCUGCCCUCUGGGCCGCGCUCCGUCCCGGCAUUGUCCUGCUGGGGGCCGUCGUCUUUCUCCUCUUGGCUGAUUUCCUCAAAACGCGGCGUCCAAAGAACUACCCGCCGGGGCCCCCGCGCCUGCCUUUCGUAGGCAACUUCUUUCAGUUGGACUUUGAGAAGGGGCACCUGUCGCUUCAGCGGUUUGUGAAGAAAUACGGGAACCUUUUUAGCCUGGAAUUCGGUGACUUGCCUUCAGUUGUUAUAACUGGAUUGCCCUUAAUCAAAGAAGUCCUUGUCCACCAGGACCAAAACUUUGUGAGCCGCCCCAUAACCCCUAUUCGAGAACGUGUUUUUAAGAAAAAUGGCUUGAUCAUGUCCAAUGGCCACAUAUGGAAAGAGCAAAGAAGAUUCUCCCUGACAGCUCUGAGGAACUUUGGUUUAGGAAGGAAAAGCUUAGAGGAACAGAUACAGGAAGAAGCUGCCUACCUCAUCCAGACAAUAGGAGAGGAGAAUGGACAGCCUUUCAACCCUCAUUUCAAGAUCAACAGUGCUGUUUCCAAUAUUAUUUGCUCCAUCACCUUCGGGGAGCGGUUUGACCACCAGGAUGAUCAGUUCCAGGAGCUGCUGAGGCUGCUGGAUGCGGUCACCUACCUAGAGACAACAAUGUGGUGCCAGCUCUACAAUGUCUUUCCAAGGAUAAUGAAUUUCCUUCCAGGACCACACCAAAUGCUCUUCAGUAACUGGGGGAAACUGAAAAUGUUUGUUGCCCGUAUGAUUGAAAACCACAAGAGAGAUUGGAAUCCUACUGAAGCAAGAGACUUCAUUGAUGCUUACUUCCAGGAGACAGAAAAACAUAAGGGCAAUGCUGCUUCAAGUUUCCAUGAAGAAAACCUUAUCUACAGCACCCUGGACCUCUUCUUCGCUGGAACAGAGACAACUUCAACCACCUUGCGCUGGGGUCUGCUCUACAUGGCUCUGUACCCUGAAAUCCAAGGAAAAGUCCAAGCUGAAAUCGAUAAGGUGCUUGGCGAGUUACGACAACCGAGCAUGGCCGCGCGAGAGUCCAUGCCCUACACCAAUGCUGUCAUCCACGAGGUGCAGAGAAUGGGGAACAUUCUCCCUCUGAACGUGCCCAGGGAGGUGAUAGUGGACACCACCCUGGCUGGAUACCAUCUGCCCAAGGGCACCAUGGUGCUGACCAACCUGACUGCUCUGCACAGGGACCCUGCAGAGUGGGCCACGCCCGACACGUUCAAUCCGGAGCAUUUUCUGGAGAAUGGACAGUUUAAGAAAAGGGAAGCCUUUCUGCCUUUUUCAUUAGGAAAGAGGAUGUGCCUUGGAGAACAGUUGGCGAGAACUGAGUUGUUUAUUUUUUUUACCUCACUUCUGCAAAAAUUUACCUUCAGGCCUCCAGACAAUGAAGAGUUGAGCCUGAAGUUCAGAAUGGGCCUGACCCUGUCCCCAGUCAGCCAUCGCCUCUGUGCUGUUCCUCGGGCCUGA
Molecule: messenger RNA, 1509 nt
Organism: Rangifer tarandus platyrhynchus (Svalbard reindeer)
Lineage: Eukaryota; Metazoa; Chordata; Mammalia; Artiodactyla; Cervidae
Source: the annotation of a GenBank genome assembly